This is a messenger RNA of Syngnathus acus (greater pipefish), 2547 nucleotides long. RefSeq names its product cyclin-dependent kinase 8 (gene cdk8). Gene Ontology annotation, biological process: protein phosphorylation. The transcript is spliced from 13 exons. The record is from RefSeq and is a predicted model, not a curated record. NCBI's taxonomy places the organism in Eukaryota, Metazoa, Chordata, Actinopteri, Syngnathiformes, Syngnathidae. Gene Ontology annotation, molecular function: ATP binding; cyclin-dependent protein serine/threonine kinase activity; RNA polymerase II CTD heptapeptide repeat kinase activity. Gene Ontology annotation, cellular component: nucleus; mediator complex. Bases 360 to 1757 code for a protein of 465 amino acids.
UGCCGCGCGUGAAUACGACGUCGUUAUCGAGUAAAGUGCGUCUCUUUGGAGCAGAUACCGGCUGAGGGAGACGCAGCAUCAGAAGAACGGGCUAUAUAUAGAUCGACGCCCGCUUUCCUACCCGGACCUUCCGAGCACCGCACGUCCCCGCCGGCGUACCGAACUCGCCCGGAUAGCCCGAUGUGGACGCUGAGCUAAGUGAAGAAAGGGCCACGCCGGGGCAGGCAACUCGCUGAAUUACCGAAGCCGAGCUCGUCGGGAGUAGCCUAGUCGCCUCCCAAAGCGACGCUUACACAAAAAGAAAAAACGAAGAAGUAAGGGGACGACGCGUUUAAGGCCCUUAACAGCGGUGGGGAAAAAUGGACUAUGAUUUCAAAGUGAAGCUGACCGGAGAGCGAGAGCGAGUCGAGGACCUGUUUGAGUACGAAGGAUGCAAAGUGGGCAGAGGCACCUACGGUCAUGUUUUCAAGGCGAAGAGAAAAGAUGGGAAGGACGAUAAGGACUACGCCCUCAAGCAGAUCGAGGGCACCGGCAUCUCAAUGUCAGCCUGCAGAGAAAUCGCACUCCUGCGAGAGCUCAAGCACCCCAACGUCAUCUCGCUGCAGAAGGUUUUCUUGUCGCACGCCGACCGCAAAGUGUGGCUGCUCUUCGACUACGCCGAGCACGACCUCUGGCACAUCAUUAAGUUCCACCGAGCGUCCAAGGCCAACAAGAAGCCACUUCAGCUUCCCCGAGGGAUGGUCAAGUCUCUGCUCUACCAGAUCUUGGACGGCAUCCAUUACCUCCACGCAAACUGGGUCCUCCACAGAGACCUUAAACCAGCUAAUAUUUUAGUGAUGGGCGAAGGACCCGAGAGGGGGAGAGUAAAGAUAGCUGACAUGGGUUUCGCACGUCUCUUCAAUUCACCGCUGAAGCCUUUAGCCGAUCUCGACCCGGUGGUCGUCACAUUCUGGUAUCGAGCACCCGAACUGCUGCUGGGGGCCCGGCACUACACCAAAGCCAUCGACAUUUGGGCAAUAGGCUGCAUAUUCGCCGAGCUGCUCACGUCCGAGCCCAUAUUCCACUGUCGGCAAGAGGACAUCAAGACCAGUAACCCUUACCAUCACGACCAGCUGGACCGCAUCUUCAAUGUCAUGGGCUUCCCCGCUGAUAAAGACUGGGAGGACAUCAAAAAGAUGCCUGAGCACUCCACACUGAUGAAAGACUUUAGGAGGAACACGUACACAAACUGCAGCCUUAUAAAGUACAUGGAGAAACACAAAGUCAAGCCAGACAGCAAAGCCUUCCAUUUGUUGCAGAAGCUACUGACCAUGGACCCCAUCCGGAGGAUCACGUCGGAGCAGGCCAUGCAGGACCCUUACUUUUUAGAGGAGCCGCUGCCCACGUCCGACGUAUUUGCAGGCUGUCAAAUUCCUUACCCUAAAAGGGAAUUUUUGACAGAAGAGGAGCCGGACGACAAGGCGGACAAAAAGAACCAGCAGCAGCAGCAACAGGGAAACAACCACACAAACGGGGCGGGGCACACCGGCAAUCCUGACAACAGCCACGCCCAGGGCCCGCCUCUGAAGAAAGUGCGCGUGGUCCCGCCCACCACUACCUCAGGCGGCCUCAUCAUGACCUCAGACUACCAGCGCUCCAAUCCACAUGCUGCCUACCAGAACCCUGGACCAAGCACAUCACUGCCCCAAAGCAGCAUGGGAUACUCCUCUACCUCCCAACAGCCUCCGCAGUACUCCCACCAGACCCACCGCUACUGACCGCAUCCGCACGUUGUCACAGCCACACACACACACGACCCCCCCCCAACCCGUUACCCUCAUUACGCCUGCCUGAAAGAAUGUACUGAGGGACGUGGCGCGCCCCCUCUGCUGCGGUCCCCCCUCUUCUUGUGAAGAUUUACAAACAAACAGCCUAGCGCAAAGUGUUAGCCACACUGCUACAUCGCAGAAAGCCAACGAGCGAUGCAACACAGGGACGGGCGACGAGUCCACGCCCACGUGACGUGCCCCCCCCCCCCCGCCUAUGUGCCCACCCCAGCCAGCCGUCACUGUCAAAGCUCAGGACGAGACUGAAAAGCUGCUAUUUGACUGCCAGCGUCGACAGAUUCCACGUCCGUCUGUCCUCCUGUUUGUCUCGUCUCUUUUCUGGCGAGGGCGCCCUCCCCGGGCGAGGACUCUCAACAGAGGUGCUGGGAGAAUGGCGCAAGCCCACGCAACUGUGGUGGAUUUUUUUGUUGUUGUUGUUGUUGUUGUUGUUGCUCCAAAAGGAGAGAGAAAAAGUGACAUAUUGAUUUUAGUAGUUUUUAAUUUAAUCCGUUUUUAAGCAGCUUGACCAGCCCCAUACGUAGAGUGGACAUGAGAAGUCGACACACUUCGACUUUUUAUCUCCACUUGGGCCUUUUCAAAUCCAACCAAUCGCAUGGAGGAAGCCAGAUGGGAAUGCAUUGUACUGUAUUGUAUUGAGAUAUUUUCCAUGAAGCAAGUAUCCUGACAAUAAAAGCGAAAGCAGUCCUAUUUUUGGUUAUGUAAAAAAUAUCGACAUAACUAG